AAAACCGCAAACCCCCAGCUAUCAAUCCACCCUUGUACAAUGCUGUUCAAGAAAGACCAACCCUUCCCGAUGAUGGAGACCACCGUUAGGUUGUGCAAGUUUAUUGGCCUGUGGCACGACACCGACCUCGGUAAGGUGUGCUGGCAGGCCGCCUUCACCCUGGCAAGUUUGACCUUUUGGUACAUCGUUCCGGAAAUUUGCUUCGUGACCCGCCAGGAUCGGGAACUGACCAUACGGUUGAAAGGUAUGAUUGAGAUAUUGGCCAUGUCGAUCUUCGUGGUACGUAUCGGUGCCCACGUGCUACAUCGGGGAACGCUGCAGAGGUGCUUCUGGGACGUGCAGGAAACGCUCGGUCAGUUCGUCGACAGUGACCAUGUGGAGGUACAGGAUAUGCUUGAACAUCUGGUCAAGUCGGCUAGCUUCAUCACCAAGGGUUACACCACGGCUUUGCUGUGUAAUGCCUCUUUGUAUGGAGAUAUUCCGGCACUGAUUGCCAUUGGACAGUAUCUGAUGGGAAUGGACAUCCAAACUUUUCCUCCCACGAUCUUGGAGGCCGAUUACGUCCUGUUUGACCAUCAGUCCAAUAUUCUGGUGUGGUUACCGGUUCUACUAGUAUCAAUCGCUACUCAAUACUCAAUGUUGACGUCUUUGGCCGCUAACGAGUGCCUGAAUUGGAACCUUUUGCAUCAUGUUUCGUGUCUGUUCAAAAUGGUCAAGUUUGAGAUCGCCCACUUGGGUGAGUGUUCCACCUCGGAUGAAUUUAAAAAACGACUGGCGAAAAUUGUUACCAUUCAUGACGCUGCUUACAGAAACGCAUCAUGCUUAGAGACAAUCUUGAGUCCUGUUAUGUUUAUUCUCUACUGUACUUUUGUGACGAAAGUGUGUGCCAUGAUGUUUUUGGUAACGAUUGUCGACGACUUUUUCAUAAUUGUGAUGAUGUUAUUCGUCACAUCUUAUCAAAUGUUUUUGGUUUUUUCAUUCUCAAUGCUUGGAACGGAACUUACGGAAGCGAGUUCCGCCAUUUCGGAGGCAAUCUAUCAAUGUGGCUGGACCGAGCGAACGCCAUCGGAGCAAAAACUGCUGAUGUUUAUGCAAAUGCGCUCGCAACGCCGGGUGGCCAUCACGGUUUGGAAAUUUUUUGCCCUUGGAAGGGCGUCGUUUUCUGUGGCUAUAAAAACUACAUUCCAGUACUUUACAAUUAUGAGGCAGUUGUACGAAAUUGAAGUAUAGAAAUGGAAGAGAUAACUCAUUUUUCAGGUCAGCUGUAAUCUCGGCUAAAGUCAAUGAUUCAUUAAUUUAAAUAGAAAAUCAAGGACAUUUGGGGUCCUCUGGAAUGCUUUA
This is a messenger RNA of Culex pipiens pallens (northern house mosquito), 1341 nucleotides long. RefSeq names its product odorant receptor 4-like. Gene Ontology annotation, biological process: detection of chemical stimulus involved in sensory perception of smell; sensory perception of smell. Gene Ontology annotation, cellular component: plasma membrane. The record is from RefSeq and is a predicted model, not a curated record. Gene Ontology annotation, molecular function: olfactory receptor activity; odorant binding. The transcript is spliced from 6 exons. The coding region runs from base 40 to 1230 and encodes 396 amino acids. Lineage: Eukaryota; Metazoa; Arthropoda; Insecta; Diptera; Culicidae.